Messenger RNA from Cyprinus carpio (common carp), 1717 nucleotides. Its product is annotated as tumor protein p63-regulated gene 1-like protein. Gene Ontology annotation, cellular component: cytoplasm. Lineage: Eukaryota; Metazoa; Chordata; Actinopteri; Cypriniformes; Cyprinidae. The record is from RefSeq and is a predicted model, not a curated record.
CCUUUAAAUCGUCCGUAGAGUGGAGCAGGUGGGUGUUCCCCUGCGCAACACAGCGCUGAGCACAGUCACUUUUUACGGAAAUUUGCGGCUUGUCCUCGACGCUUUAGCGAAAUGCUGCAGCUGAAUGACAGUGUAGACCCCGAGAGCCCGGGUGCGGCUGUUUUACACCCGGGGGAUUAUGAUGAUGGGCUGGAGGUGGUGGCCCGAGCUGGAGCUUCGGUGGCCUGCUGCACCCCGCUACAGACCCUCACGCCUUUCCAUGUCCACAACCCGACCAUGCGAGCCAAAGUCAAGGAUUAUUUCGUCUUUAGGCCAGGAACCAUAGAGCAGGCAGUCAAUGAUAUCCGCACGGUUGCCUUGCCUUCAGAAGACGGAGAGGUUCUUAGCGUGUGGCUGCUAGCUGAAAUCGAUCACUGGAACAAUGAAAAAGAGAGACUGGUUCUUAUAACCGAGAGGUCUUUGCUGGUGUGCAAAUAUGACUUCAUAAACCUCCAGUGUCUGCAGGUCAUCAGAAUUUCCCUGAACGCUGUGGACACGAUCUCAGUCGGCGAGUUUGAGUUCCCCCCAAAAUCCCUCAACAAGAGAGAGGGAACCGGUAUCCGUGUCCAGUGGGAUAAGCAGCCAAGACCUUCGUUCAUGAAUCGCUGGAACCCCUGGUCCACUGACAUACCCUACGCCACCUUCACCGAACACCCCAUGGCCCACGCAGAUGAAAAGGUGGCCUCCCUCUGCCAGCUUGAGAAUUUCAAGACGCAGCUCGUCCAGGCUGUGAAAAAAGCCCAUAAAGACUUCCCCAUCCCGGGACGAGCCAAUGGCGUGCUGAUACUGGAGAGGCCGCUCCUGAUCGAGACUUACCUGGGCAUCAUGUCCUUCAUCAACAAUGAAGCCAAACUGGGCUACGCCAUGACAAGGGGAAAAAUCGGCUUUUAACUCCUGAAUUCUCCCUCCAUUUCUCUCAUCCUCCAGUCAAGCAGUGUUUUUGAGUGAUACUGCUACACUUAAGUAUGUGAGUCCAGUACAUACUGCUUGUUUUGUUGUUUGAAUGUAUAUAUUCUAAUGUGGUCGAAUGGUUUGGAGAUGCAGUGUGUGUGUGUUACUGGCAACGAUUUAUUGACCAUUGAUCACUUUCAUUUGGAACGUCUCUACAAAUUGCGUUCAGAAGUGCCCUUCAAGGGCGCCAAAAAAAGCCAUUUAGAAUUCACCCAAAAGCUCACAACGCUUGUCCCACCCUCGGGGUCUUCUGAUUGGUCCAUUGUUUUGGAACUGACGUUGAUGAGCGGCACUGUGUGUAAAAGUUUAAAUUCGGUAAACUUGACACAGCAUCUUAAAAACGCGGUGCUCAUGUGCGAGACACUGCAAAAGAUAUUGCAUUUGUUGCAUUCUGAACAUUUACUUGGACUUGGAAGUUGCAAUGAAAAUCAGUCCAGGCAAGCAUUUCCCAAAAGCAUUGUGACCUAAGUUGAUCAUAGAGACCAAUGUUGGUGCCAAUGAUUCUACGAUCUACUUGGGCUUACGAUGCUUUUGGGAAAUGCAGCCCAGGGGCUCAUUCUUCAUACGUCGCUUAUUAAAUCAGAGAUGAAAUCAUCGCGCUAAUCAGGAUCUGGCUAAUUCGGUUCUUUGAACGCACUUGUUGUUGAUGAUUAGUAUGGCUGGAUUGAGUUAUCUGAGAUAAUUGCACGUUCAUGGGUUGGUUUAAAAGGGGUUAUGUCUCGAUACU